Messenger RNA from Adelges cooleyi (spruce gall adelgid), 1108 nucleotides. RefSeq names its product COMM domain-containing protein 10-like. Lineage: Eukaryota; Metazoa; Arthropoda; Insecta; Hemiptera; Adelgidae. The transcript has 4 exons. The record is from RefSeq and is a predicted model, not a curated record. Bases 273 to 893 code for a protein of 206 amino acids.
UAUGAAUAAAAUUCAAAUGCACAAUAAUUUGAAAUGGAAUUGAAAUUAAGACUAUUCGUAUUACGUGAAUAUAAAAAAGUAUUGAAAUGAAAAGAGCUUAAAAGUAAAGGCCGACACAUAUAUCAAUAUAAAAAUUGUCUUUUUAUAACACACAAAUGCAUUUUGCUUAAAACUAUAAAUAGGAGUCAUUAAGUUCAUACCAGUAAACCAGUUUUAUGUUCUUAAGAAAAUAUAAUUCGCCAAUAAAUCAUAACCAGCAAUAAUAAUAAAUCAUGCCUUUAGAAGAUUUGAUCAAUGAUUCCAAUUUUGCAUCUGGUUUGUUGUUAAUAAACCAAAUUGAUAAUAAAAAAUUUGUUCGUCUCGUGGAUUGGAUGAUGAAAGACUUCAAUCCCCAUAGACUUCCAUCGUUUACAGACCAUGAACUGGAAUCACUUGAAAAAUCUCUGAAACUAACUUCUGAUCAAGUUCAAGGCUUAUUGGGUUGUUUAAACCAGUUGUUGAAACAAGUAAUAAGCGAUGUAAUCAAACCUGCAAUAUUAAAAGACAUGUUAUCCGAUUUAUUUUCUUUGGAAAUUAAUAAAGUUGAAACGUUUUGUACUUGUUGGGCAGCAAAUGCUCAAGCGAUUGUAACUAGACUUCAACAAAACUAUAAUGAUACAUUAAGGUUAGUCGAUUUUAACUGGGCUUUAAAUAUUUCAUCAAAUGUUAAAAAUGGACUCUCUGAACCAGAGCCUAGAGCUUUAUUAGAACUUAAAGUUGAAGAUCAUCAAACUGCAGGUGGCCAAAAAGUCAAAGAGAUCUAUUUAGACCUUACCGAAGAAGAGCUGCAGAAUUUUUAUAGUAUGUUAGAGAAUAUAAAACUAAAAUUGGAACAAUGCCCACAUAAAGUUUAGUUAUUUUACAAGAAUACAGUUAUAACUUAUAACUAAGUCUUAGUUAAGUUUUAUUUACUAUUAAAUAUAAUUAUUUAAAUUUUGUUUUAUUAUGUAAAUCAAAUACCUUUCUAACAUAAAAUACGUUUAUAUACCUAUUAUUUUAUCUUAAAUAAUAUUUUCAAGUACUCAGUUUAGUUCUAAAAUUUUGAAUUAGAUACACAUGCCAGAUUACA